Messenger RNA from Miscanthus lutarioriparius, 1464 nucleotides. The record is from the annotation of a GenBank genome assembly. Lineage: Eukaryota; Viridiplantae; Streptophyta; Magnoliopsida; Poales; Poaceae.
AUGGUGUCAGCUCUCGCUCCCUCAGCAAAGCCACUGCCUCACCAUCGCCACCCUGCAAAACGAGGAUUACUGGGGUUCCGGAGGGAUCGGAGCCGCGCUGUCACAUCGAGGGUAAGAAUCACCAUGCUUAGCCAGCAGAAUCCCGGCGGCGAUGGUGUCCGCACGACUUUGUACCUCGGGAUAGACUUCGGAACUUCCGGAGCAAGAUACGCCGUCAUCGACAAGCAAGGGGCCAUCCACUCGGAAGGGAAACGAGCUUACUGUGCUCCUGUCGGCGACGACGACGCCGCCACGGACUGGGCGAGCUCCUGGCGAGCGGCGCUCUUCCAGCUCCUCGCUGACAUCCCACCCGUCCUCCGCCCGUCCAUCUCCUCCAUCUCCAUAGACGGGACCUCGGCCACCACGCUCAUCGUCGACAGCGAGACCGGGGAGCUUCUUGCCGGCCCGUUCCUCUACAACGAGAGCUUCCCGGACGCGCUGCCCGCCGUGGAGUCGAUCGCGCCGGCCAACCACACCGUGUGCUCCGGCUCCUCCACGCUCUGCAAGCUCGUGUCGUGGUGGACCUCGAGCAGCAGCGGCGGCGGUCGUCCGGCGGCGGCGGCGGCGGUGCUGAUGCACCAGUCCGACUGGCUCCUCUGGCUCUUGCACGGCCAGUUCGGCGUCUCUGACUACAACAACGCGCUCAAGGUGGGCUACGAUCCGGAGCUCGACGCCUACCCGAGCUGGCUGACGUCGCAGCCGUACUCGCGCAUGCUGCCUGCUUCUGUCAGAGCACCUGGCACUCCCAUUGCUGCAAUCAAAGACGACGUGUGCUCACAGUACGGACUCUCCAAGAAGUGUGUUGUGUGCACCGGAACCACCGACAGCAUAGCGGCGUUCCUUGCAGCUCGCAGCAGUGAACCAGGAAGAGCUGUGACGUCGCUGGGGUCAACUCUGGCGAUCAAGCUGGUGAGCGAAGUCCGCGUGGACGACGCGAGGUUCGGCGUGUACAGCCACCGCCUGGACGACACGUGGCUCGUCGGCGGCGCGUCCAACACCGGGGGAGCCGUGCUCCGGCAGCUCUUCACCGACGACCAGCUCGUGGCGCUGAGCGAGUACAUCGACCCGGCCAUGCCUUCCCCGCUCGACUACUACCCCCUGCCGAAGAAGGGCGAGAGGUUCCCGGUCUCUGAUCCCAACAUGAUGCCAAGACUGCAGCCGCGCCCUGGGAGCGACGCGGAGUACCUGCACGGCAUACUGGAAUCCAUCGCGCGAAUUGAGGCCAAGGGGUACAAUCUGCUGAAGGAGCUCGGUGCGACGGCGGUGGAGGAGGUGUUCACAGCAGGGGGAGGAGCGCAGAACGACAAGUGGACGGCCAUUCGGGAGAGGGUGCUCGGCGUGCCGGUCCGGAAGGCCCCACAGACUGAGGCAGCCUAUGGAGCUGCAUUGCUAGCACUCAAGGGCGCCAACAGCUUAGCUAGCUAG